UGUCACUUGGAGACGCUCCGCGUUUCUUCCCGCUCGUCUGAGAACUUCUCUCGCGGGUGUUUUUUUUUUUCCUUUUCUUUUUCGCCCGCGGCGCGGCGAGGUUGCGCCGGAGUGAGUGGUUUCUACGUCGCCGGGGGGGUUGAGAGGACUACAACUCCCUGGUCCGGGCAUGCUCUUGCAGCCCACUGUGCCGGGCCUGUCCGCGAUGUUGCAGACCAUCUACGAGACCGAAUCCUGUUUCUCCUCCGACACAGGGCUCUCCGGCAGAGAGCGGCCCCUGGAGCUGCUGACCCAGGGCAGGGGCUCCGCCGUGCCCGACGCCGCAGUGGAGGUGAAGACCAGCCUGCCCUCGGGGAUGCAGAGCCCGGUAGCGGGCGGCGGCGAGCCGGGAGGAGGCGGGGCCCCGUGGACCUGCGCACCGACCCCAGGCUGGGGCCCCUGUCCGGGGGCGGCGGGGCGUCCGUGGACCCGGCCCUGCGCGAGCAGCAGCUGCAGCACGACCUGCUGCUCCUCAAGCAGCAGCAGGAGAUGCAGAAGCAGCUGCUCUUCGCCGAGUUCCAGAAGCAGCACGAGGUGCUGACGCGCCAGCACGAGGCCCAGCUGCAGGAGCACCUCAAGCAGCAGCAGGAGAUCCUGGCGGCCCAGCAGAGGCAGGAGCUGGAGCAGCAGAGGCAGCUGGAGCAGCAGAGGCAGCAGGAGCAGCAGAGGCACGAGGAGCUGGAGAAGCUGAGGCUGGAGCAGCAGCUCAUCAUGCUGCGCAACAAGGAGAAGGGCAAAGAGAGUGCCAUCGCCAGCACGGAGGUCAAACUCAAGCUGCAGGAGUUCCUGCUGAACAAGAAGGAGCCCACGGGACUGAACCAUUCCUUCCCCCAGAAAUGCUGGGGUGCCCACCACACCUCUCUGGACCAGGGUUCCCCACCCCAGAGCAACACUCCUGGGACCCCCCCCUCCUACAAGCUGCCCCCCCUGCUGGGGGCCUACGAGGGCAAGGACGACUUCCUCCGCAAGACAGCGUCGGAGCCCAACCUGAAGGUGCGCUCCAGGUUAAAACAGAAGGUUGCUGAGAGGAGGAGCAGCCCCCUGCUGAGGAGGAAGGAUGGGACGGUCAUCAGCACCUUCAAGAAGAGAGCCAUCGAGAUCUCUGUGUCGUCCAUGUGCAGCAGCGCCCCUGGCUCCGGGCCCAGCUCGCCCAACAUCCACACGGCCAUCGCUGAGAACGGCUCCAGUGGAUCUGUCCCCAACAUCCACGCUGAGCUCCGGUCUCUCCAUCAGACUCUGAAUGCAGACGGGAUGGCCAGCCCGCUGAGCCUGUACACCUCCCCCUCCCUCCCCAACAUCUCCCUGGGCCUGCCCGCCAACGCACACCUCACUGCCCCGCAGAAGCUGUCGGCCCAGCAGGAGGCGGAGCUCCAAGCCAUCCAGACCAUGCGCCAGGGCGGGGCUCUGACGGGGAAGUUCAUCAGCAGCUCCUCCCUGCCCGUGUGCCUCCCUCAGGGGGACUCGGAGGCCCCCCAGCCCCCCAACAGCCACGGCAGCCACUCGUCCCUGCUGCAGCACGUCCUGCUGCUGGAGCAGGCCCGGCAGCAGAGCGCCCUGCUGGCUGUGCCCAUGUACGGCCAGUCUCCCCUGGUGACGGGCGAGCGGGUGUCGGGAGGCAUGCGCACGGUCACCAAGCUGCCCCGCCACCGGCCCCUGAGCCGCACGCAGUCGGCCCCCCUGCCCCAGAGCCCCCAGGCCCUGCAGCAGCUUGUCAUGCAGCAGCAGCACCAGCACUUCCUGGAGAAGCAGAAACACUACCAGCUCAACAAGAUCCUCUCCAAAGGGGCGGAGCUUCCCCGCCAGCCGCCCACCCACCCGGAGGAGACGGAGGAGGAGCUGACGGAGACGGCGGAGAUGCAGGAGGAGGGCGGGGCGGGGGAGGGGUGGGCGGGGGAGGGGCGGCGCCUGCAGAAGGAGGGCUCGGACGAGACCCCGCCCCCCUCGGAGCGGCUGAAGGGCGAGAGCACGGAGAGCGACCUGGACGAGGACGAGGACGAGGCCAUCGAGCUGAGGGAGUGCGAGGAGGACGACGCUCCGUACGGGCAGUUUUCGGACCAGCAGCCCUUGCAGCAGCUCAACGUGUUCCAGGCCUCCCUGUCCAUCUCGGGCAUGCCCCACAGACCUCUGGGAAGGGCCCAGUCCUCCCCUGCCACCUCCGGCCUGAAGGGGGCGCCGCUGGGCGAGGUGCCCAUCAAGCACCUCUUCACCACGGGUCUGGUGUACGACACCUUCAUGCUGAAGCACCAGUGCAUGUGCGGCAACACCCACAUCCACCCGGAGCACGCCGGCCGCAUCCAGAGCGUGUGGUCCCGGCUGCAGGAGACAGGCCUGCUGGGGCGCUGCGAGAGGAUCCGGGGCAGGAAGGCGACGCUGGAUGAGAUUCAGACGGUGCAUUCGGAGUACCACACCCUGCUGUACGGGACCAGCCCGCUGAACAGGCAGAAGCUGGACAGCAAGAAGCUGCUAGGUCCAAUCAGUCAGAAGAUGUACGCAGUGCUGCCCUGUGGAGGGAUAGGGGUGGACAGUGACACGGUGUGGAACGAGAUGCACUCGUCUGGGGCCGUGAGGAUGGCGGUGGGCUGCGUCAUCGAGCUGGCCUUCAAAGUGGCUGCAGGGGAACUGAAGAAUGGUUUCGCUGUGGUUCGUCCACCGGGCCACCAUGCUGAGGAGUCCACGGCCAUGGGCUUCUGUUUUUUCAACUCUGUGGCCGUCACUGCCAAGCUGCUGCAGCAGAAGCUCGGUGUGGGGAAGAUCCUCAUGGUGGACUGGGACAUUCACCAUGGCAACGGGACACAGCAGGCCUUCUAUAACGACCCCAACGUGCUUUACAUAUCCCUGCAUCGCUAUGACGACGGGAACUUCUUCCCUGGCAGUGGAGCACCUGAGGAGGUGGGGUCUGGUCCAGGCAUGGGCUUUAACGUCAACAUCGCCUGGACAGGAGGGGUGGACCCGCCCAUGGGCGACGCAGAGUACCUCACAGCAUUCAGGACGGUGGUGAUGCCCAUAGCCAACGAGUUCUCCCCCGACGUGGUCCUAGUGUCCGCCGGGUUCGAUGCCGUGGAGGGACACCAGUCUCCGCUGGGGGGAUACAACGUCACUGCCAAGUGUUUCGGUCACCUGACCAAGCAGCUGAUGAAGCUGGCGGGCGGGCGCGUGGUGCUGGCCCUGGAGGGGGGUCACGACCUCACCGCCAUCUGCGACGCGUCCGAGUCGUGCGUGGCCGCGCUGCUGGGUGACGAGCUGGACCCAGUGCCUCCGGCUGUUCUGCAACAGAAGCCCUGUCCCAAAGCCUCCGCCUCUCUGGAGAGGGUUAUAGAGAUCCAGAGUAAACACUGGGGCUGUGUCCAGAGAUUGGCCCCCACCGUGGGCCAGUCCCUACUGGACGCCCAGCGGAGGGAGAAGGACGAGGCUGACACCGUCACCGCCAUGGCCUCCCUCACCGUGGAUACGGAACAGCCAGCCGCCGACAACGUUACCACGGAGACCAGCAGGUCCACAGAGGAGCCGAUGGAGGAGGAGCCCGUGUUGUAGGACGCAAGCGACAGCAGCCGGGAGAAAUUUUGGUCUCUCCUCCACCUCCGGCACCAAGUCUCCUACAGUCACCUCUCCCCCUUCCAGCCUUCCUCCUCUCCACCCUUCAUUUCCCUCCGUCUAUCCGGGCUGCAUGAACGUCGGCCUGUGGGUGGUGAGUGUGCCAGGCACGCGCGCGUGUGGAGGGACAGAGGACAGAGGACACCCAGUCCUCCGGGGUCCAACGCGGGCGGACGUUUGCGAUCGGCCGAAGGGGGACACGCCGUCGAGAGGCGAGACCUGUUUCGGACGAGCCAGUCUUUUCUUCUUCUCCUUCAUCUUCUUUUUUUUUUUUAUUCUUCGGAAACUGAGCGGGCGGAGCGGAUUUCUACAUCUCCCGUGACACUUUGUACUUUUCAGGACGCAAACUCCAAAAAAGCCAUCAAGCAGCAAAAAGGAUUUCGAAAACAAACACAAGAGCUCCCUCAUGCACUUCCCCGCCUCGCACACUGUGUCGGACGGGCCGUCCCCUGCAGGGGAACGGGCGGGGUUUAUAUUUACAUUUAGUCAUUUAGCAGACGCUCUUAUCCAGAGCGACUUACAGUCAGUACAGGGACAUUCCCCCGAGGCAAGUAGGGUGAAGUGUCUUGCCCAAGGACACGGCGUCAGUUGGCAUGACCGGGAAUCGAACUAGCAACCUUCGGAUUACUAGCCCGAUUCCCUCACCGCUCAGCCACCUGACUCCCUAUUUAUAUCUGCAGAUCGGCGCUCUGUCACCCGAAGCGCCCCUAUUGUCCCUUUGCUGUGUCUUGCAUUUCGGUAUUUCUACGUGUCUGUUCAAAUAACAUGUAAAAGGAAGCACACAAACAUAUAUGUGUAUGAUAUAUGUUUAACGUAUAUAUGUGGCUUUAUGUGUGUGCUAUAUACACAUAUUUUGCAUAUAUAUAUAUGGGUAUAUAUAUAUGCAAAUAUAUAUAUAUAUGUAUAUUUAUACUGUAUAUUCCUUUGGCUGUGGGCAGGAGAUUGCAGUGGUUGAUUUUGGAGGUGGGGCUGGGGAAUUCUACCGCGGGGACUGACGGAGUUGACGAGAGAAAAUCUCUCCACCGGUACUCAAGCUGUGUCUCUCUCUCGCUCCUCUCCUCUGUGUACACGGGACAGGGGCGGCCCAGAGGGCUCCUCUCCUCUGUGUACACGGGCGACCCAGAGGGCUCCUCUCCUCCUCUGUGUACACGGGACAGGGGCGACCCAGAGGGCUCCUCUCCUCCUCUGUGUACACGGGACAGGGGCGACCCAGAGGGCUCCUCUCCUCUGUGUACACGGGACAGGGGCGACCCAGAGGGCUCCUCUCCUCCUCUGUGUACACGGGCGACCCAGAGGGCUCCUCUCCUCCUCUGUGUACACGGGCGACCCAGAGGGCUCCUCUCCUCCUCUGUGUACACGGGCGACCCAGAGGGCUCCUCUCCUCCUCUGGGACAGGGGCGGCCUGGGGGUCUGUCAAACGCGGUCGCAGGCCUGGUGCGAUAGCCCCCGUGGACUGGACGAGGAAGAACUGUGUCGACCGGGGGCUGGAACUGUGUAUUCCUGCGGGACGUGUGGUCUCUCUCCCUCCCUCCCUCUCUCUCUCUCUCUCUCUCUCUCUCUCUCUCUCUCUCUCUCUCAGGAGGGAGACGUUUUUAUUUCGAAGAUCUCGGUGCCUUUUCUAUAUACGAAAACCCCCAAAUGAAUUCACGACCACCUGCGAGGACGCAGACGAACAGACAAACCUACACACUUGUUAUCCUUACGUUUGUUUAUUUGAAAAUGCCUUAAUUUUCUCCAGAGCGCGCACUGUUUUAGCCAUCUACAGCAGAAGCACAUGCUUCUACACCUCCUACUGUGUGUGUCUCUCUCUCUCGUCAUGUUCUGCUUCCUUCCUGUCUGAACGCGUGGUCACACGUGCAGAGGUCUGGAACUCACCCCUCUGGAGUCCUUGGGGCCCGUGUUCCUCAUUCAUCCCAGGCACAUUGCAGCCGUUUGCGGGAUUGAGACCCGAAUUUUGGGGGGAAACGCUACGAAGACCAACUACUUUUAUUGCUAUGUCACACGCUGUCAUCUGUAAAUACUGUUUCCUGUUCAGCCACACAUCCUUCUACUCUGCCGUUCUCCAUUGGUUGCUGGAGGACAGACUGAAAAAGGUCAAAGGUCACUUUUUAAAAUUAGCUUUUUUCUUCCUUUUUUUUAAUAAAAAAAACAUACAAAAACAGAAUAAUAUAUAUAUAUAUGAUACAUAAAUAUUACAGUGUUAAUCCAAUCAAAUUGGAUUUGAAUAUUAUAUUUGAGAGAAGAAAAACUGAGGUUUCAAGUAAAAGGCGCCUAACUAAGCACAUCGUGGUCCUGUUCUCCACUUGACAUCUUGAUACGUCUCGUUUCUCGCCCGCCCCAACAGGUGAUGGUUUGUUUGUUUCCGGUGAGCGGGGGGACUUGAUGUUGGGUUUUUUUCUCGUAACUGUCAGUCAAGACUUGCUCGGCGAUUGGGGAGGUUAAAGGGGCGGGGGACGUACGGAAUAUGACACAGCCAGAAAAGAGCACCCACCUUAGACACUGCAAUAUCCCAACAAGCCACGGCUGGACGCCGCGUCUUCAGUCAACACGCUCGGUGUGAGGUCGCUAAACUGACCCGCCGCCGACUUGCCCUGAUUGGUCAGCAUUGAGGACACUGACGAAAUGUUUGUGACGUGGUCUCGCUGAGGCCGUUGCCUUUGACAUCCCUGAGAAGCACGGGGGGAUUACUCACAGAUCGUAUAAGGUAACCUUGUGAAGGACACUAAUUACGUUUCAUUUACUGUAUGGAACACCAGUUCGUGGUGCAUCAUAAAAGUCUGCCUGGCAUGUUUGCCUCUGUUCAAUCUCAAGCCAUACAGACGUAGACUGACUGAGUCUCAGCAUCUUACUACUGGGUUUGUGUCUGACAAGCAUCGACAGUAACAAUACUGUCACUGUCCCGUCUCCUAGCUGGCUAUCUGUCCUCCUUCUCCAGGCCCUUACGAUCCCCAACGUCACAAGACUGUAAAUUGCACUUUCACUACAUACUUGUAAAGGCAAAGGUGCGUUUGAGAAGGAUACAUUGCUCCGCGUCCCUGUAAUUCUCCUUACGAAAAAAAACACUUUAUCUUACUCGAACCCCCUUCAUACGAUCCUCUGAUGUACCAACAGUUGUGUGGCCGUUUGUUUGUGUUGGUUUGUGUUGGUUUCCAGUGGGGCAGUCUUUCCCCAGUCAGAAGCACAGAGCCUGGUGAUGUAACCACCACAGAACAGACAUUGUAUUUGGCUGUUUCACAGAACUUUAAACACGUUUUUUGUUUUUACUUAAAUGAUCUGAGCCAAAUGCAUUGUUGUCUCGUGGAGUUGGGGGGGGGGGGACACUGUUCUGGCAUGUUCUAUACUGUACACAGAGAGGGUUCUCCUUCGCUCGUGUGUGGGUUUGUGUCUCUGAGUGGAGCAUUCACUACAGGGACUUUUGUGACCUUGUUUCGUUCUGUCACUCACCGUGUGGUUCCUGCUCAUAGUCGUGUCUCUCCACUGUGUAUGAAUGGCAUGGUAUGGGCUCUAAUGGUUAGUGACUGUCCUGUGUCUGGUGCCGUGGGUUUGGCAGAAUUCUGCUAUUUUUUGAUUGAUUGAUUGAUUGACCAGGCUCCGAUCUACAGUCCGCCUCGCAGGUUAUAGAAUGGUGCGAGGGUCACUAGGGGUCACAUCGGUUUCUUGGGGUGAUGUUGGGUGGCAACAACAAAAAAAAGACGAAAAGAUGGCGACUACUUUUAGUAAAGGAAUGUUUUGGGAUCAGUCGCCUGUGAUGCAACUGCUACGAGUGGCAACCAUUCUAAUAGGGCCUUGCAGAAUUCUUUUUGUUAUUGUAUUCAACAGAUACUGGAAUACAUCCAGGUGUGCGUGUGUGUGUGUGCGUGUGUGUGUGCGUGUGUGUGUGUCUAAAGGAUAUUGACUUAUUCACCAUUGAAGAUAUAGCUUUAUUGUUGCUGCCACACACUAUUUUGCUAUUCAGUAAAUAAUGUAUAUUUAUUGAUAUUUCAUACGUUGUGUAUAUGUAGUGACCUAUGAUCGUCGAGGUUCAAAGAGUAAUUGUAUAUUUUUUUGACGUUGGAAAGAGAAGUAUGUCUCUUAACAUUGUGUCUCCUCCACUGAACUGGUGUUUUAAUCUUCACUUUCUGUGGCUGGAUGUUUGAAUAUAUGUGACCGUCUUUUACCUUAUAUUUUGAAUAUAUGCUUUCUCUCUCUUCUGGUCAUAAUUAAAUGCAGACAUUAUGAAUUGAUCAAAGCACAUUCCUUAAUUUCAUGUGUUCUUCUUUCAAAUGCUUUCCUCUUGCGACAAUACAAAUGUUUAUACUAAUUGCUACUCACGUGUAUAUAAAUGCAUAUAUGUGUACACAUGUGCAAUACACGCUAUUUGAGCAAUCUAUUACUGUGACUAUUAUUGAUGAUAAUCGCUGUCCCUUUGAAUUAUCUCUUUUCUUUAAUUCUUUUCAUGAAUUGCAUUGUGCACAAUUCCACUCAGUGGGUAACAGUGCGAGUGCAGUAAGGAUCUUAAAAGGGAAUCUUCAGUCUAAUAAUUACUGUUUUAUUUCAGGUUUUGUGUACAUUUAAAAAUAUAUAUAUAUCCCUUUUUUAUCUCAUUGUAAUGUUGUGACAUGCACCUAUUUUUUCUUUCUCUUGUUUUUUUUGUAGUUUUUUUUUAAAGUGGGCCUGUUGUUUAAAUUGUCUGAAACUCAAUAAAGCGAUUCACUGCUCCAGUACAAAGAGGCGCUA
Molecule: messenger RNA, 8346 nt
Organism: Osmerus eperlanus (European smelt)
Lineage: Eukaryota; Metazoa; Chordata; Actinopteri; Osmeriformes; Osmeridae
Gene: hdac5
Product: histone deacetylase 5
Biological process (GO): negative regulation of transcription by RNA polymerase II
Molecular function (GO): histone deacetylase activity
Source: RefSeq, a predicted model, not a curated record